Perognathus longimembris pacificus (Pacific pocket mouse) is the source of this 1500-nucleotide messenger RNA. RefSeq names its product DNA dC->dU-editing enzyme APOBEC-3-like. The transcript is spliced from 8 exons. The record is from RefSeq and is a predicted model, not a curated record. Gene Ontology annotation, cellular component: P-body; cytoplasm; nucleus. The coding region runs from base 195 to 1403 and encodes 402 amino acids. NCBI's taxonomy places the organism in Eukaryota, Metazoa, Chordata, Mammalia, Rodentia, Heteromyidae. Gene Ontology annotation, biological process: cytidine to uridine editing; defense response to virus; negative regulation of single stranded viral RNA replication via double stranded DNA intermediate. Gene Ontology annotation, molecular function: zinc ion binding; cytidine deaminase activity; RNA binding.
GCUCCACCGCCAGGCCGGCCGGCCGGGCACCGAAGCAAGGCGGGAAGAAGUCAGGUCUGAGCCCGAGGCGCUGGGCACCGGGCCCUCCCCCUGUGGGGCUGAGGCAGGAAGCAGGUGGGGCCGGCUUCACCAAGGCCGGGUCACUGCUGGCUGUUCGGGGGGGCUGCCCCAAUCAGGAGCCUCAGAAGCAGAAAAUGCAGCCCCAGCGCCCCAGACCAAGAGCCAGGCUGGGGCCCCCCUGCCUGGGAUGCCAGCACCCAUCUGCACGGAAGAGAAACCCGAUGUUCACCUUAAGUCAAGGAUCAUUCUACUUCCAUUUUCACAACCUUCUUCAUGCCAAUGGCCGGCACACAACCUUCCUAUGCUGUCGAGUGGAAAGAGAACACGAAGGCCUGAUGGACAGGAGGGUCUUCAAAAACCAGGUGGGCAGCGAUCACGCGGAGCUCUGCUGCCUCUACUGGUUCCGCGACCAGGAGUUCUUCCCCGGGGAGGACUACCAGCUCACCUGGUACAUGUCGUGGAGCCCGUGCCCCCACUGUGCGGAGGAGGUGGCCUGCUUCCUGGCCGCGCACCGCAACGUGAGCCUCACCAUCUUCAUCGCCCGCCUCUACUACUACUGGGUGCCCGAGUACCAGCGUGGGCUCCGCCGGCUGUGCCAGGAGGGGGCCCAGGUGGAGGUCAUGUCCUUCCAAGAAUUUGCGGACUGUUACGAAGAGUUCGUGGAGGAGCCCUUCCGGCCGUGGAAGGGGCUGUACAGUAAUUAUAGGAUGCAGGAAAGCAAGCUGAGGAAGAUUCUCGGAAGCACGGUGAGCCUGUUAAAAGAAGAAACCUUCCUCUUCCAGUUCAACAACCGGCACCGUGUGCCCAGACACUGCGGCCCCCACCGGCCCCGCAGGAAGACCUACCUGUGCUACCUGCUGGCGCGCCCCGGGGACACCACCGCCCCCACCAAGGGCUGCCUGCAAAACAAGAAAGGUCACCAUGCAGAAAUUCUCUUCAUUAAGAGGAUUCGUUCCAUGGGCCUGGACCCAAGCCAAGACUACCAGAUCACCUGUUACCUCACGUGGAGCCCCUGCCUCGAUUGUGCCUUCAAACUGGCUAAGCUCCAAAAAGACUUCCCGCGCCUGACGCUGAGGAUCUUCGUCUCCCGCCUGUACUUCCACUGGAUCCGGAAGUUUCAGAAGGGGCUCCAGCAGCUGUGGCUGUCGGGGGCCCUGGUGGCUAUCAUGGGCCUCCAAGAGUUCACUGACUGCUGGAACAACUUUGUGAACCACCAGCAGAGCAGCUUUGCCCCCUGGGAUAAACUGGAUGCAUACAGCAAGAACAUAAGGGCGAGGCUGGGCCGGAUCCUGAGGUCUUGGGGCUGUAGGCCCAUACCACCCUCAGGAGAAGAUUCAAGGUGACCUUGGACAUCAGAGCCCCCUUUGCCCCCAGCCAAGUUUGGAAGCCUUUUCUUUCCUCCCACAUUUUUCUUUUUUUUUUUUUUUUGGUGCAGGUCCU